Penicillium paradoxum is the source of this 525-nucleotide messenger RNA. RefSeq lists its product as uncharacterized. Bases 1 to 525 code for a protein of 174 amino acids. The record is from RefSeq and is a predicted model, not a curated record. The transcript has 4 exons. Lineage: Eukaryota; Fungi; Ascomycota; Eurotiomycetes; Eurotiales; Aspergillaceae.
AUGGUAAACCCAGAUUCGCAGACGGUAGAACUGGACCGUGAUUAUCUCGAUACGGUCACGGUUCAGGGCCGUGAGUAUCAGAAAUACUCGAUUGAUCAUCGCACGUACUUUGGACCGGUCGAUGAGGAAGAAGCACAACGACUCGAGAACCAGCAACAAGUAUUUCAAAGACUUUUUGAUAAUCGGCUGAUCUUCCCACCGAUCCAUCGACUUCGAAGAGUUUUGGACUGUGGUCAUGGGGCUGCAUCCUGGGCCGUUGAUGUUGCGGAGCAGAAUCCUGGUUGCGAGGUCAUUGGCGUGGACAUUGCCCCUCACAUGAGUCCAAGCGAUGUUCCUGACAACUUAUGGCUUCAGGUGAGUCAACUUGCUUCGAAUUCGACAGCAGAGAACCGUUCGGCCUACACCACCAGAGGCCCAUAUCGCCGCAGGAGGUCCAUAAUGGGUGCUUCAAAUUCUCCGUGUGAUUCUUUCAUUCUGACCAGCAGUUCUCUCCAAAUGUUCAACAGACUGAAGGAUGAUCGCUGA